Molecule: messenger RNA, 1430 nt
Organism: Theobroma umbraticum
Lineage: Eukaryota; Viridiplantae; Streptophyta; Magnoliopsida; Malvales; Malvaceae
Product: 6-phosphogluconate dehydrogenase family protein
Molecular function (GO): NADP binding; NAD binding; oxidoreductase activity
Source: RefSeq, a predicted model, not a curated record
AAAAACAAAUCCUCAGAAUCAAAAUCAAAUCAAAAUUUUAGUAAAUUACCAUUUCCCACACAAUAAGAAAUACAUUAUAAGAUAAUUCAGAUAAAAAUAAAAUGCGAUCACUACCAUAUCUACUCCGCACACUCUCUCGCUACCAUCUGCAGGGUCAAACUCCCUCUCCUUCUUAUCUCACCUUCCUCCGCCGUUCCAUGGCCACAUCCGCCGCUGCCGAGCCCAUCAGUCCAUCCAACACCCGCUUGGGUUGGAUCGGGACUGGCGUAAUGGGUCGAUCCAUGUGCGCUCAUCUAAUCAACGCCGGAUACACUCUCACCGUCUUCAACCGAACCCUCUCCAAGGCCCAACCCCUCGUCGAAAUGGGCGCGCGCCUAGCCCAAACCCCACAUGACCUCGCUGCCCAAUCCGACGUUGUUUUCUCCGUCGUCGGCUACCCUACUGACGUCCGCCAAGUGCUCCUCAAUCCAACCAACGGAGCUCUCUCUGGCCUCCGCCCCGGCGGCGUACUUGUUGACAUGACGACAUCGGAACCUUCCCUCGCCGUCGAAAUAUCGGCGGCUGCCUUGUCCAAGAAUUGCUCCUCAAUCGACGCCCCCGUUUCCGGGGGCGAUCGUGGCGCCAAGAACGGAACCCUCGCGAUAUUCGCGGGUGGAGACGAAGCCAUCGUCCGCCGCUUAAAUCCCCUUUUUACGCUCAUGGGAAAGGUUAAUUACAUGGGGCCCAGCGGGAAAGGCCAAUUCGCGAAAUUAGCGAAUCAAAUCACCAUAGCGUCGACGAUGGUCGGAUUAGUAGAAGGAAUCGUUUACGCCCACAAAGCCGGACUCAAUGUGGCGUCGUUUUUGGAUGCGAUAUCGACGGGGGCAGCUGGCUCAAAAUCGUUGGAUUUGUAUGGGAGCAGGAUUUUGAAGAGGGAUUUCGAACCGGGUUUUUUCGUGAACCAUUUUGUUAAGGAUUUGGGAAUUUGUUUAAAGGAGUGUCAAAACAUGGGACUUGCUUUGCCUGGUUUGGCUUUGGCUCAACAGCUUUAUUUGUCGCUUAAGGCUCACGGGGAAGGGAAUUUGGGAACCCAAGCUCUGAUUUUGUCUUUGGAGAGGCUCAACAACGUGACCCUUGAUUCUUAAACCUGCUGUGCUGCGAUCAAUGCACUGAAUGGCCCUGGAAAAUUUUUCUGCACUUUCUUUCCUCAUCCUUAUUAAGUUGCCAGAGCUUGAGUUCGCAGAUGAUGCCUGUUAUUGUAAAAUUGGAAGUAAAUGGCUUGGAUGUUAAAGAUAAUUCAAUACUGCUGAAGCCUUGUAACACACUUGUGAAAAAGCAAUUGCUUUUGCAUUUAGGCCUUACCCUGGUGUAGUUCAAACUUCAGGUAGUCUUCUUCUUUAUACUCAGCUGCUAUGAUAUAAUAUCUAUAGAUAGUUUUCUUUGUUUCCUUA